UCUCUCUCACUGUUGCUCACUCACUGUUGCUCUUCAGUUCUUGCGUGUAUUUAAACGAGUGGGCGAAUGGAUGAAAGAACCCGUGCAAAACUUUAACAUCCUUAUUUUGAACGAUUUGAGAAGAUCCAUUUCAAUUCAUUCAAAGAAUCUGUGAAGACUGCAAAAAAUGGCAGAAGCGAACAAAAGCGGGGAAGAAGGCAGCAGUAGCAGCAGCAACCCCUCACACAGUGUGCUCACAUGUGAACAGGUGAGCCGCCUGCACGAGGUGCUGACGGAGGUGGUCCCUGUGCAUGGCCGGGGCAACUUCCCCACGCUGGAGGUGUGUCUCAAGGACAUCAUCCAGAUGGUGCGUUCACGCCUGGAGGCGCGCGGUAUCCGCGUGAAGGACGUGCGGCUAAACGGCUCCACGGCCAGCCACGUGCUGGUGCAAGACGUCGGCUGGAGCUACAAGGACCUGGACGUGAUCUUCCGGGUGGACCUGCCACGUGACUCCGAGUACCAGCUGGUCAAGGAGGUGGUGCUGGGCACGCUGCUGGACUUCCUGCCCGAGGGCGUCAACAAGGAGAAGAUCACGCCCAUGACGCUGAAGGAGGCGUACGUGCAGAAGCUGGUCAAGGUGGCCACGGAGCAGGACCGCUGGAGCCUGAUCUCGCUGUCCAACAACAACGGGCGCAACGUGGAGCUCAAGUUCGUGGACUUCAUCCGCCGGCAGUUCGAGUUCAGCGUGGACUCCUUCCAGAUCGUGCUGGACUCGCUGCUGGCCGGCUACGAGCUGUCGCCCGACAGCCCCGUGGCCCAGCCCUUCCACCCGACGGUGGUGGGCGAGAGCGUUUACGGGGACUUCGAGGCGGCGCUGGGCCACCUGCGCAACAAGAUGAUCGCCACCAAGCGGCCAGAGGAGAUCCGUGGCGGCGGCCUGCUCAAGUACUGCAACCUGUUGGUGCGUGACUUCCGGCCCACCGACGAGGAGGAGUUCAAGGGCCUGGAGCGCUACAUGUGCUCCCGCUUCUUCAUCGACUUCCCAGACCUGGGCGAGCAGCAGCGCAAACUGGAGGCCUACCUGCAGAGCCACUUUGUCGGCGAGGAGAAGAGCAAGUACGACUACCUCAUGAUCCUGCGUCGCGUGGUCAACGAGAGCACCGUGUGCCUGAUGGGCCACGAGCGCCGCCAAACGCUCAACCUCAUCUCGCUCAUCGCCUUCCGGGCGCUGGCCGAGCAGAACGCCAUCCCAGACGCGUCCAGCGUCACCUGCUACUACCAGCCGGCGCCCUACGUGCGGGAUGCCAACUUCAGCAACUACUACGUGGCCUCGUGCAACCAGUCCAUUCCCACAUGGCUGCCAUGCAACUGAGCAGGGUUGGACAGCAGCAGCGUGGACGGAUUGUAAUAAACAACAAAAAAAACAAAGUAAACAAAAAAAUGACAAAGGGACCCCCCUGCCCCCCUGUGCUUUAUCAAA
Molecule: messenger RNA, 1459 nt
Organism: Clupea harengus (Atlantic herring)
Lineage: Eukaryota; Metazoa; Chordata; Actinopteri; Clupeiformes; Clupeidae
Gene: tent5c
Product: terminal nucleotidyltransferase 5C
Biological process (GO): mRNA stabilization
Molecular function (GO): RNA binding; poly(A) RNA polymerase activity
Source: RefSeq, a predicted model, not a curated record